This is a messenger RNA of Rhagoletis zephyria (snowberry fruit fly), 518 nucleotides long. RefSeq names its product aspartate aminotransferase, cytoplasmic-like. Gene Ontology annotation, cellular component: cytosol. NCBI's taxonomy places the organism in Eukaryota, Metazoa, Arthropoda, Insecta, Diptera, Tephritidae. Gene Ontology annotation, molecular function: pyridoxal phosphate binding; L-aspartate:2-oxoglutarate transaminase activity. The record is from RefSeq and is a predicted model, not a curated record. Gene Ontology annotation, biological process: L-aspartate biosynthetic process.
ACUGCAUUAAAACGAUGUCAGGUCGUAUAAUUAAAAUGCGUCAGGCACUUUUCGAUCGCCUUACAGAACUCAAGACGCCUGGCACAUGGGAUCACAUUGUCUCACAAAUUGGCAUGUUCUCAUACACGGGAUUGAAUGAAAAACAAGUGCGCGUGCUGAUCGAUGAAUUCCACGUUUACUUGCUGAAAUCGGGACGCAUUAACAUGUGCGGUCUCAAUGAGAACAAUGUCGAUUAUGUGGCCAACGCUAUACACACGGCUGUUACAAAAACUUUGUAAUUGAAGUGAAAGUUUAUGCACGCAUUUAGAAAGAGAAUUAUGACAAAAAGCGAACAAAAUUUUGAUAUUUAGCGAAAUUUUAAAAUUCAAUGGCUUUCAAAUAAGUGUACACACAUUAACUAAUUAGGGAAUGUUUAUUAAGAUGUACAAUGUACAAACAAACAAACAUUUAAGAUGCUAGUAGUUAAUAGACAGCAGUCCAAUAACAUCAUCCAAGCAACAACAAAACAACUGAAUAAC